Messenger RNA from Doryrhamphus excisus (bluestripe pipefish), 2583 nucleotides. The record is from RefSeq and is a predicted model, not a curated record. NCBI's taxonomy places the organism in Eukaryota, Metazoa, Chordata, Actinopteri, Syngnathiformes, Syngnathidae.
AGUGCAUUGUCCCAUUGUCAGUGAAUGCAACAUUAAUCUGGCACAAGGGCCAGUUACAAGAUGGCUACCGCUGCGGGCCGAUACUACGGAGAAGGUGGCAGAGCAACAAAACGACAGAAAACAGAGGACGGAGGGAUGACAACGGAGAACUACGAUGACCCUCACAAACCACUGCCCUCCCCGGUGGUGCACAUCAGGGGUUUGGUCGACGGUGUUGUGGAGACCGAUUUAGUGGAAGCCUUGCAAGAGUUCGGGGCCAUCAGUUCUGUGGUAAUGAUGCCCAAUAAGCGCCAAGCCCUGGUGGAGUAUGAAGACAUGAAUGGAUCCUGCAGCGCUGUUACAUAUGCAGCUGAGAACCAGGUUUACAUUGCAGGCCAUCCCGCCUUCAUCAAUUAUUCCACAAGCCAAAAGAUCUCUCGGCCAGGAGACUCGGACGACACCCGGAGUGUGAACAAUGUGCUGCUGCUCACGAUCAUAAACCCCAUCUACCCCAUCACAACGGAUGUGUUGUACACCGUAUGUAACAACUGUGGUCCUGUACAGAGGAUCGUCAUCUUCAGAAAGAACGGUGUUCAGGCCAUGGUUGAAUUUGACUCCAUCCAAAGUGCCCAGAGGGCCAAAGCCUCGCUCAACGGGGCAGACAUCUACUCCGGUUGCUGCACACUGAAGAUAGAAUAUGCCAAGCCUUCUCGCCUAAAUGUCUUCAAGAAUGACCAGGGCACAUGGGACUACACAAACCCUAACCUGAGUGGCCAAGAUGCUGAUGGUGAAGGCAAUUGGAACAGCACACAAGAUCCAAAUGCUAACCCAAACAAACGCCAGAGGCAGCCUGCUCUUCUUGGAGACCACCCACCUGAUUAUGGUGGCCCUCAGGGAGGUUAUCAUGGUUACAAUGAAGACAGCUAUGGUCCCCCUCCCCACCGCAUGGGACCAGGUAUGGGCGGACGUGGUCGCGGUAAUCAGCGCUACGGCCCCGGAUACGGACCGCCGCCCCCCGAGUACGGUCCUCACGCCGACUCGCCCGUUCUCAUGGUGUAUGGCCUGGAGCCUGCGAAGAUCAAUGCUGACAAGGUCUUUAACAUCUUCUGUCUUUAUGGCAACGUAGAGAGGGUCAAGUUCAUGAAGAGCAAGCCUGGAGCAGCGAUGGUGGAGAUGGGUGACUGUUACUCUGUGGACAGAGCCAUCACUCAUCUCAACAACAACUUCCUUUUUGGGCAAAAACUCAACGUCUGUGUGUCAAAGCAACAGGCUAUUGUUCCAGGACAGAGCUACCAGUUAGACGACAACACCAGUAGCUUCAAAGACUUCCACAGUUCCCGCAACAACCGCUUCACCUCUCCAGAGCAGGCAGCCAAGAACCGUAUCCAGCACCCGAGCAACGUACUGCAUUUCUUCAAUGCACAGCCUGACAUCUCAGAAGAGAUCUUCAACCAGGUUUGCCAAGACUUGGGAAUUAAGAACCCUUCAAGUGUGAAACUUUUCAGUGGAAAGAGCGAGCGGAGUUCUUCAGGCUUACUGGAGUGGGAAUCCAUUAAUGACGCCAUGGAAGCCCUGGCAAUGAUGAACCAUCACCAGAUGAAAAACCCUAGUGGUCCUUAUCCUUACACUCUAAAGCUGUGUUUCUCAACCACCCACCAUGUCAACUAGUUACACUCCAUUCAAACAGUAAUGUUCUUAUGCCUCAUUCAAAUGUUCACUCACUUAUUGACACAAAUAGGCUUGUUGUGCUACAAUCUUUUAAAAACCGCCAGACCCCCCGACCCCCAUCCAGUACAGGGGGCAGCGUGGCUGCAUUGGUGUUGCUGUGAUAAGUGCUGCGCAAUACUUGUAUCGAUAUGAGAAGAACAUCGGCUAAAAGCUCAACCAAACCCAUUUGAGAAAAAGGAUUCCUUUAAAGGUAGCAAGCAGUCUGACACAAGUCAUGAAUCCCGACAUAAAAAAAAAACACUGUCACAAACUUAGCACCAUUUGAAAGCAAAUACUCUACAUAUCUACAACAAAGUCUCGCCUUUACUUUGAUAACUUUGGAUAAGUCUUUUUUUUUAUAGCAAGCCUCCCAUGCCCAGCAUUGAAAAUGUCAUUUCUUUAGAUUUAUGUUUAAGUUUUUGUAAAAUUCAUUAACAUCAUAUUACAUUUGAACCAAUCAUUCAUUCAUGUAUUCAAUGUAGGCCAUGUUUUUGUUUUCAAAUAAACACACAAUUCACUUGGCAGAAGUUCAUCUGAUUUUUGGGUAGCUACGAUGAGGCCUCACCUGUCAUGAUGGAAAAAUAAAAACGACUGAUCAUUAAAUACUAAUUUAAUGUUAUGUAAUAAUGUUGUGCUGAAUGAAUGAAUGAAUGACUGCCAAGAUGGAGGAUUAUAUAUUCAAGUCUCACCAGGAGGUGAUCGGACUGUUACAACAAAGUAUCAGGAGACAGAUUGGACACAUGGACUUAUACAAAUAAAAGGUAGGACCACAACUGUUUUUUUUCCAGAAAUGUGUUCAUCAUCUGGAGGUAUUUCAACUUUUAGUAUGUGCUUACAUUUUAGUAGAAAUGUAUAUACUUUAAGAACAGUUAUUAUAAUUUAAAUAAAUUUACUUGA